AUGUCCAUCGAGCAAGAAGCAAGUGGAGGGAAAGAUAUCGGUUGUCCCCUGAACGGAUGCGACAUUCCAGUGGAUAUUACUUUCAGAUCGAUCGAUGGAGUGGACCUUGGCUUUCAUACGUCGCACCUCGAGACCUACGCCGAUUCUUUCCCUGCGAGUGACAUGGUCGUUGACGAUGGCGAGCCCGUGCCACUCACAGAGAAAGGAUCAACGCUGCAAUGGCUCUUCCAAAUGAUGCACAAAAGAAAAUAUGACACGCCCGAUCUGAGUAGUGAACGACUGGAAAAGGUCCUGGAGUUAGCUGAGGCAGCGGAGAAGUACCUCGUCUUUCAUGUACUCGAGAUUUGUAGGUUGCAGGCCAAAAUUCGCUGGAGCGAGAGUCCCCUGGCGGUGCUUUGUUACGCGGUAAAGCACGGUUAUCUCGACCUCGCGGAUACAGCCGCUCCUGAAACCGUCACAAUGCCCAUAGCCGAUGUGGAGUGCAUCAUCAGAGAAAAUCAGCGGCUGCACCUUGCUUGGCAUUGUUAUGAACGAGCAUGGCGUGAGGUCGCAGAAUUGGCGGUGACGGCGCCUGAGCCAUACAUCAACGCAAAGAGAAAGAAACACUCCUGCCCUGGACGCGAUUCCUAUUUCACCCAGACUCUAUCCAAUCUUCCUCGCACAGCCGGUGCGACCAUCCAACUCUUGAUCCGACUGCUGGAGUCCAUUGAUACUGCAUAUUUCGGAGGAAUAUGCUCUGAGGGUAUCCCAUCGUCGAAACACGUCGAUGCUCAAAUCUUUGCUGAAUAUCGUGAUCAUUCGCAGCGAAAAGGGCUGCGAAGAUUGAAUUCCGGAGCGGAAGGAGAGCGCUGCGGAUGCGUGGCACCCCAACACACAUACAUAUCGCGUCGCAGUGCGGAUGCCUUCACCCAUCCAAGUCUCGCAGAAACCGAUAUUCCAACAAUCCUUUUUCAAACCAUGGCUGAAUGUCCUGUGAAAGGCUGUUCCCUCCCCAUCGAUCUCACACUCUUGUCAAGCGACGGAGUUAGGAUCGGCGCGCACAAGAGCAAUCUCGAGCUCUACACCGAUGGAUUCCCCACCAGCGACUCGGUGUCAGACUCAGAGGGCCUAGUCGAGCUCACCGAAGAUGGCGAGACCCUGAAGCUGCUGAUGCACUUCUGUCAUAAGCACAAAUACCCGAACGUCACCGGGCUGUCCACUGAUCGACUCUUGAAACUGGCGGAGGCGGCUGAGAAGUACAUCGCGGAAAUUGGGAUCAUCGCGUGUAGCACCGCGUUACGAUACAGGGCUGAGGAGACACCCAUUGAAAUCUUGGCCUAUGCAGCCAAGUACAACCACCCACACAUCGCGGACGUAGCUGCUCCUCUUACUAUUCACCUGCCGGUGAGCAGAGUUGAUGAAGCAGCCGGCUCGCCGAGAAGCCAGUUGACAGCCCUCUGGUUCCGUUACAGGGAAGGAUAUGAGGGUGUGAUUCGCGCCGCAACUGUUUGUCCGGCCAUGAUAUCCUAUAUCCGAACGGGGAAGUUCAACGUGGGGAUUGAGCAUGUCUGCACAACGGGAGCAGGAGAGUAUUUUCCGAAAACGUUGAGCAAGAUUCCACGGGGGAACAAUGAACUCUGCAGGGCGAUCGUCGAUAAUCGACUACCCGGACAAGCUAACUUUGCGGACGAAUACGAACAAGAGCUUCAAGCUUGUGGCAAAUGCAGGGAGCGUGCAAAUACCUGGCACAAUAACGUUAGAUCCGCUCUGGAGAUGGUUCCCAAGUUCAGCUCGCUUAUGGGCUAA
Messenger RNA from Coprinopsis cinerea okayama7#130, 1785 nucleotides. RefSeq lists its product as hypothetical. The transcript is spliced from 9 exons. The record is from RefSeq and is a predicted model, not a curated record. Bases 1 to 1785 code for a protein of 594 amino acids. Lineage: Eukaryota; Fungi; Basidiomycota; Agaricomycetes; Agaricales; Psathyrellaceae.